CUGAAACCUAUAAAACCUCCAGAACAUCUCCAGCCCCAUUUCUGCUUACUAUCCGCAGUAAAGGCUUCUUCUUUAUCAAGAAAUCCUGCAGAUCUGCUGCUUUCUUCAGGGGCGGAGAGAUUUUUGAGUCCGCAUGAAAUCUUAAAUCGGGCAGAGAUAGACGGAGGAGAUGAUGGGCAAUGGGGAUCUGUUCAAAUCCUCGACGCUCAUAAAAAUGGCCGCCCUGGCUUCCUUAGCCGUCGCUUUCUUCUACUUCGGCAAGCACUGGUCGUACGGCCGACAGCCGCCGCUCGUCUUCUUCAAUUCCCGCCAAUACACUUCUCCUUCCGCCGGUUCGGACCCUGCCGUUUUGCUCUCCCCUAAUUUUAACAAAACCUUCGAUUUGUCGUCUGUCAUAAACGAAACCGCCAUGGACAGUGGCCAGCAGCAGCUCAAGGAAGAGGAGAAGCAGAAACAGCAGCCGGAUGCUUCCCCUCCUCCCCCGCUGCAUCCGCCACCUCCCCCGCCCACUCCGGCUUUUCAGAGAAUGGGGGUGGUGGACGAGAAUGGAGUGAUGACGGAAGAGUUUGAGGUGGGGGUGUUCGAUGCGGACGUAGUGGACAAUUGGGGGCAAGGGAAUGAGACGAAUGUGGAUGAGAGGGAGGAAGGGAAGAGUGUUAGGGUUAGUAAGUUUCCAUUGUGCUCAAAUAGCUUCAGAGAAUACAUACCUUGCUUAGACAAUGCCGAGGCCAUUCAGAAAUUGAAAUCCACUGAGAAAGGAGAGAAAUUUGAGCGGCAUUGUCCUGACAAAGACAAGGUCUUGAAUUGCUUGGUUCCUGCACCUAGAGGUUACAGAGCUCCCAUUCCAUGGCCCAGAAGUCGCGAUGAGGUUUGGUUCAGCAAUGUCCCACAUGCUCGCUUGGUUGAAGAUAAAGGAGGCCAAAAUUGGAUUACAAUAGACAAGGAUAAGUUUAAGUUUCCUGGAGGUGGUACUCAAUUCAUUCACGGGGCAGAUCAGUACUUGAAUCAGAUUGAAGAGAUGGUCCCUGAAAUUGCAUUUGGGCGCCAUACACGUGUUGCUUUGGAUAUUGGCUGUGGUGUGGCAAGCUUUGGUGCUUAUCUACUAUCACGUGAUGUGCUCACCCUCUCAAUUGCUCCAAAAGACGUCCAUGAAAACCAGAUUCAGUUUGCACUUGAGCGUGGUGUACCUGCCAUGGUGGCUGCUUUUGCUACGAGGCGUUUAUUAUAUCCGAGCCAGGCCUUUGAGUUGAUUCAUUGUUCUAGAUGCAGGAUAAAUUGGACACGUGAUGAUGGUAUUUUGCUACUUGAGGUCAACCGGAUGCUUCGCGCCGGAGGCUAUUUCAUUUGGGCCGCACAGCCUGUUUAUAAACAUGAACCAAACUUAGAAGAGCAGUGGGAAGAGAUGGUUAAUCUUACAAACAAUCUUUGCUGGAGACUUGUGAAGAAGGAAGGUUAUAUUGCAAUAUGGCAGAAGCCUUUAAAUAACAGCUGCUAUUUAAACCGAGUGGAAAGGAGUCAUCCACCAUUAUGUGGACCAGAUGAUGACCCAGACAAUGUCUGGUAUGUUGAUUUGAAAGCAUGCAUUACAAGACUCCCAGAGGAUGGGUAUGGUGCAAAUGUGACGAAUUGGCCUGCCCGCCUUAAAGAUCCUCCAGAUAGGCUGCAAAGCAUAAAAGUUGACGCUUAUAUAUCUAGAAAAGAGCUUUUCAGGGCUGAACUGAAAUACUGGGUUGAAAUAAUUGAUGGCUAUGUCCGUGCAUUGCAUUGGAAGAAGUUCAAACUUAGAAAUGUGUUGGACAUGAGAGCCGGUUUCGGAGGAUUUGCUGCAGCACUGAUUGAAGCCAAGUUUGAUUGUUGGGUUCUGAAUGUGGUUCCAGUUAGUGGACCAAACACUUUACCUGUUAUUUAUGACCGUGGACUUAUUGGGGUUUUGCAUGAUUGGUGUGAAGCGUUUGAUACAUACCCAAGAACAUAUGAUUUCUUGCAUGCUAAUGGCCUCUUUUCCAUUGAGCGAAAAAGAUGCAACAUUUCCGCCAUCAUGCUUGAAAUGGAUCGGAUAUUGAGGCCGGGUGGACGGGUAUACAUCCGUGACUCUGUUGCGGUCGUGGAUGAGCUUCGGGAGGUUGGGAAUGCUAUGGGUUGGCAUGUCACAGUACGAGAGACAUCAGAAGGCCCUCACGCCAGCUAUAGGAUCUUGACCGGUGACAAACGCCUCUUGCGAGCCUGAAGAAGUAGUAGAAAGAUUCUGAUGAUUACAUUCAUUUCCAAGAAAGAUGGAAGUAACUAACAAGUAACAACUACUGCUAUACUCUUCCUUGUUUCAGUCACAGCUGUGUUCAUGUGCUGCAUAUCGUAAAUAUUUGGCCUCAACGUGUAAUAUCUUUACUUCGGGAGGGUUCUUUUGGAAGUCAAAAACUCAUUUGCUGCAAACCUGAUUUGAUAUCCUUCUGUGUUUCUUUUGACUCCCAAUGCCUAAGCAUUCGCGCCACAAUAGUUUCGCCUCUCCCCUCUCACCAAAGUCAAACAACGACAAAAAUCAUUUUGGUCAUCAAAUUUUCAUGUGUGUGUCUUGUAUUUUACCAUCUGUUCGUUCUGUUGGAAUAUGUAUUUCUCGUUGGUUUCUCUCCUUUUGAUUUCUGUCCUUUUUAAAUGGGUUGCUUGCUUUAUACAUUUUCAAAGUUUUACACCAUUCAAGUGAUGUAUUAAAGUGUAAUUUGUACUGUUAUGGUUCAUCUUGUUACACUCCAAGAAUUCAAGGUACUGUUAUGUGCAAUUGUGCAUAGAUUAAAAUUUGAACUUUAAAUAAGGAGUGUCUCGACGACAAUAAUUUGUAAAAAAAGUGUGGUUUCAAACUCCAUAUAUGUGUAGGAAUGAAUUCUAAACUCGGGA
Cuscuta campestris is the source of this 2889-nucleotide messenger RNA. The record is from the annotation of a GenBank genome assembly. NCBI's taxonomy places the organism in Eukaryota, Viridiplantae, Streptophyta, Magnoliopsida, Solanales, Convolvulaceae.